AUGCCGAACUGCCCACGUUGCCAGAAGCCUGUCUAUUUUGAGAGAGGGAAAGCCAUACUGCAACCGCUGCUACGGAGCAAUGUUUGGACCACGUGGAUACGGUCAUGGAGGUGUCGAAUCGCACACUUUCCAUCAAGGACAGACGACUGGACAGGUUGGCAUGAAUUGAUUGCUUAUGGUAUUAUUCUAAAUGUGUUCGGUGCUGCUUUAUUGCUUAUAAAAGCACAAUUGGACAAGGAUGUGAUAAAAGCAGCGGUGGAUCAAAAGUUUCGAGAUGCUGGAAUUCGUGUGAAUUCCACAGAUGGAACUGAUGAAGAAGAAGAAAUCACAGAGCCAAGUGCAGUUCUUCUUGUUAUGAUCACAAUGGGAGGGAGAAUGGCAAAUGUUGUGGGAACUAUGAAGUUGUAUAAGGGACUUGGAAAGUAUUUAUCGGAUCGAAAAAGGAAAAAGUUCCAAUCGACGACUGAAAGAAUUCAAAACGGCGAAGCCGAAACUGAAUGCACCGAACUUCUUGCUGAUUGCUGUCAAGUUUGUUAA
Caenorhabditis briggsae is the source of this 537-nucleotide messenger RNA. RefSeq names its product Protein CBR-EXC-9 (gene Cbr-exc-9). Bases 1 to 537 code for a protein of 178 amino acids. The transcript has 4 exons. The record is from RefSeq and is a predicted model, not a curated record. Lineage: Eukaryota; Metazoa; Nematoda; Chromadorea; Rhabditida; Rhabditidae.